Molecule: messenger RNA, 2004 nt
Organism: Trichobilharzia regenti
Lineage: Eukaryota; Metazoa; Platyhelminthes; Trematoda; Strigeidida; Schistosomatidae
Source: the annotation of a GenBank genome assembly
AUGCGUAUUACAAGAGUAGAAACAGAUUUCUCAGGGACUAUUUCUCUGGAGUGUCUGGAAGCUAUUCUAAAGGUUGAAAGUGCUGUAGCAAAAGAGCAAGGCUGUAAAUUAAUUGUUUGCAUGGCUGCUGCUUCUAACGUAACUGGAAUUUUGGUAGAUGUCGACGCAUUCUCUAGUCUUAUUCAUCGAUAUGGUGGACUGGCGUUUUGGGAUUAUGCUACUGCAGCUCCUUAUAUAAAAAUUGAUAUGAAUCCAACUACCUCAGGACCUGAUCGUGAUUCUGUGUACAAAGAUGCAAUUUAUUUUUCUAUGCACAAAUUUAUUGGUGGUCCACAAACGCCUGGUGUACUAAUUGCUAAACGGUGUCUUUUUAAAGCUGGUGAAGCUCAACCAAGUGGUUGUGGUGGUGGUACAGUGUUUUUUGUUCGCAGAGAUCAACAUGUAUAUCUCAAAGAAGUUGAAGAGCGUGAAGAAGGUGGAACACCAGCCAUUAUCGAGUCUAUACGUGCUGGAAUGGUUAUGCAACUUAAACAGGCAGUCACUCCAGAGGCUAUUAUGGAAAGAGAAGAGGUUCAUGUAAAGCGUGUAUGGCAAAAACUAUCUGAUUGUCCAAAUAUAAUAGUACUUGGUGGAAACCAGGCAUCUCGGUUACCAAUAAUUUCUGUUGUCAUAAGGCAUACAUAUCCUGUCAAUAAAAAUAUUAUUUCAUCGAGCACUACUCAUCUUCCAUGCUUAUUUUUACAUCAUAAUUUUGUUGCUUCUCUUUUAAAUGAUUUAUUUGGUAUACAAGCACGUAGUGGAUGUGCUUGUGCUGGACCUUAUGCUAUGGAUUUACUGGGUAUUGAUGAAGCAUUAGCAAAACUUUAUGAAGAAGCGUUAGUUGGAUGCAACUUAGAUUCGUCAAAACAUAAGUUAUCUGAGGAAUAUCCUAAAAGAGAAGUUAUUAGACCAGGUUUUACUCGAGUUUCUUUUCCGUAUUUUAUGCCUGAUGAUGAAGCUGAUUUUAUUCUUGAUGCACUGAAAUUUGUUGCUACAAAUGGUUGGAUAUUUUUACCAUUUUAUCGUUAUAAUGCAGCUACAGCUGAAUGGACUCAUUGUAAUUAUGAUCCUGGAAUCGGUCGUAAAUGGUUAACAGAUAUACGUUAUACUGAUGAUGGAAUGAUUUGGUCAACAGAUUGUCCAAAACAAGAAAUGCCUGUACCUCAAAGUUAUUCAGAAUGUCUAGAAACUGCACACAAAGAACUUCACAAGGCAGUCAAAAUGGUUAGUCUGGCUAUGAUAUCCCCGGUUACUGAUGAUACAGGUAAUUUUGAUGAUGAAACCAAGAGUUUACGAUGGUUUCUUCUGCCAAGUGAAGCCGCUGCUCAAAUCCGUAAUGAGAUCAAUUUAUUGAAUGUAUCAUCACCUAAUUCAUCUCCAUGGCAUCCAGGAUCUUUGACACUUUCAUUUUUCCCAGAAUUGAAUAAUAAAACAAAUAAAGAAAUGCAUAUAAAGAAGCCUAAAAUUCAAUCACAUUUUGAUGAAGAAACCACGAUAUUUACCAGUGAAAAUCAAAAGUUGAAAGUUAUUCUUUCUAUUGGAAAACAUGCUAACAAUAUGAUCAUUAAAUCAGCAAAGAUAUAUCCACGUCGACAACAUGAACGAUCACAUUCAACACUGUCUUCAAUGCAGCAUCCUUGUACUAAUGAUGCCGAAGAUGAGAAUGUGAUUAAAAGUUCACAUAAACGACCGAAACAAUCAUUAAGUUUAUCACAUGAAAAUGUAAUUUGGCCAAAUCAGAAAAAAAUUCACAGAAUUAUUUGUAAAAGUGGUUGUAAGUAUAGAGCUACAGAAAAUAUUGUCCUAUCUAUCAAUGAUACUUGUGUUCUACGACGGUAUAACAAAAAGAACAUUUCAAAUUAUCGAAGUGAUCUGAAGGCAAGGACUACCAGCUACGAUCUUUUAUGUUCAUCACAGUAUUUCAUUUUUCAUGAAGCCGUCAAUGAAAGUGUCAAUCGUGUAUAA